CCGGGAAUAGGCGGGUUGGGCGGAGGGGGCCGAAGGGUGGAGGACAGGUGGAGCGGGGAGGAAGACGUGGAGGACAGGGAAGUGACGACCUUGGUCAUCAAAGAGCAGCUUUCCAGCCUGCGGGAACUGAACCCGGCUUUCCACGCGAGCUGGGGGGAUGCCACGACCGAAUGGAAGGUGCGAGGAAGGACCUACAUGGCGGACGGGGUCAAGGUAGGGGGGCGGGCGGCCGAGCCACUCUGCGAACUGGUGCACAUGGAGCUUUUCGAGGUGGAGAGUGCCGGCCUUGUGCCCCGGGCGGACCACGUCACGGCCCUCUUUCAGAGGAAAGACGGGGUCUACUCGCGGUGUCAGCUUUUGGCCUCACAGCCCCCCCCGUUCUUGAUCAUUUUGAACUUUCAAGUACCGGGAAAUCCUCCGUGCAGCAUGAUGUGCUAUUUUGCUUUGUGUGGAGCGAGGAGGCAAGGUUUAGAGAAAGCGCGCGAAAGAGUGAGAAGACGGAAAGCGAGGGAGGGGGCGGUGGCGGCAGCAGAGAUUAUUGGCGAGGAGCAGGAGGAGGAAGAGGAGGAGGAGGAAGCAGAGGAGGAAGGGAUGGAGGACCUGGGGGACGGGGAGUGUGUGCAGGAAAAGAGGGAAGAAAAGAAAUUUCUGCGGCUGCUUGCGGAAUUUUUGGAAGGGGACGAUGAGGAGAAGAACCGGCGUUUCAAAUUGAUUCCGUCCAUCAUCGAAGGGCCCGCCUUGGUGCGACUGAUGGUUGGGAAUAAGCCCGUUUUGCUCGGGAAUAAGCUGACCCAACGGUAUUGGACAGGCCCCGGGUACUUGGAGAUAGGGAUCGAUAUAGGAAGCUCCGCCAUGGCCUCGCGGACGCUGGGUUUUGUGCGGGACGGGAGCAAGAAUGUGGUGGUGGAGUUGGCGGUCUUGGUCCAGGGGGAGGACGAGAAGGAGUUGCCGGAGAAAGUGUUGGGCUCCCUGAGGAGUUCGCGACUGGACUGGGGCCUGGCGGAAGGAUUGAAAGGCCGAUUGGAAGCGGCUGUCAUCGCUCGGACGCCCUCCGGCGAGACCUCCUAAAGAAAGGAAAGGACCGAGGGGCGAAAAGGUGCGCGCGGAGAAUGUAUAGUGAGGCUUUCAUUAUGGGUAUUUGUGUGUCUUUGCCUAUCAGAUAGAAUUACGUUGAGAGUGAAAUACUUCUCACUCACUGACUAGGGGGCAAGACUUAAAUGGAUAGGAUGACCAGGAAGAUACAAAGGAAUUACAUAUUUUAAGAAGCA
Molecule: messenger RNA, 1268 nt
Organism: Nannochloropsis gaditana CCMP526
Product: pleckstriny domain-containing expressed
Exons: 1
Source: RefSeq, a predicted model, not a curated record